GGCGGGAGGCGGGGAGGAGGAAGAGGGUGUCUGUGGUGAAGUUUGUGUCGGUUCGGAACAGCCCCCGCGCUCUCAUGGAGACCGAACCGCUCCUCGGGAGCCGUCGCUCCGACUCCUCCGGGGUCCCCAGCACCAGCACCACCACCGCCAGCAGCAGCAGCAGGAACUACAGCAGCAGCGGCAGCACCAGCCAGAUCGAUGACCUGUACAUACAGCAAGCUGCUGUGUUUAUUGAAGACGCAAUACAGUAUCGUACCAUCAAUCAUAGAGUAGAUUCCCAGUCCCUACGGCUUUAUCGGUGGUACUACUCUGAGGCUUGUCAGUGGGUUUUGAGCACUGCUAUCUUUGUGGUUUUGGCCUUGGCCUUUUUUGAGAAACCUUCAUCUUUGAGUGUUACAUCUGAUCUCCGACUCCGCCAUGUACUUUGGGAGCCUCCUUGUGGACUUACGGAAGGCAUUGAAGUAUUUUGUCUUGUCUUGUUCAUUAUCGAUGUAGUGAUAAAAAGCUAUUUAAUUGGAUGGAAAGAAUUCCAGAAAUCAAAAUGGCUGAUUGCCUAUGCUCUUGUACUUGCUGCUUCCAUUGUGGACUGGACCGUGACUCUUUGCUUAUUUUGUGAGGAGAAAGUAAGAAUUAGAAGACUUUUGCGGCCAUUUUUCCUUCUCCAAAACUCCUCACUCAUGAAAAAGGCUUUUAAAUGCCUACAACAAACAAUACCACAAAUUACAAGUGUUAUGUUGCUGUUAGCUUUGCACCUGUUACUGUUUACUAUGAUCGCCAUGCUGUUGUUCACUCGAGUCCAGACGGCUGAAGAUGAUCAAGAGUGGAAGACUUAUUUCCGAAAUUUGCCGGAAUCUUUGACCUCAUUAUUAGUACUGCUGACGACAGCUAAUAACCCUGAUGUGAUGAUCCCAGCCUAUUCACUCAAUCGAGCCUAUUCAUUGUUCUUCAUUACCUUCAGUCUUAUUGGGACAUACUUGUUAAUGAAUUUAUUGACUGCGAUAAUAUACAACCAAUUUCGUGGCUAUUUACUGAGUUCAAUUCAGACAUCGUUAAUUCGAAGAUGCUUGGGAAUUCGAGGAGCAUUUGAGGUGCUUUGCUGUGAGAGUCCAAGCAAAGCUGGAAGAAGAGGUUCUAUUAGAAUGACUGUGAGCACCAACACAGUGCUGCAAGUCCUGCAGAAAGUGAAAAUGUCUUCAGCGCACAAGCAAGAAAUGAUAAAGCAAGUGAAGGCAUUCACUCAUAACUGUGUUACAGCAGAACAGUUUCGUGCACUCUUUGAUGAAUUGCACAAAGAGACAAUGAGAGAGUAUCCGCCAAAACCAGUGUAUCGAUCUGUUUUCUUGCAAAAGCUCCAGACUCUGUUCAGCCAUCGGUUUGUGGAUUACUUUGGAAACCUAAUGGUUGCGGUGCAUCUGAUUUGCAUUUUUGUUACUUUGGUGCAUGAUGCAGAAACACCUAUCUCUGAACGUGAUGGUUUCUUUUCUGGCAUUGUGAAUGGAUCCUUUUCCCUGUACUAUCUUUUGGAAAUGGCAGUGAAAAUCUUUGCGUUGGGCAUUAAAGGUUAUUGCUCAUACAAAAGCAACCUAUUUGAUGGGCUUCUGACUAUAAUACUACUGAUUCUGCAACUGUCCUCUCUUGUGCAGUAUGGUUGGCCUCGUCCAGGGUGGAAUCCAGUGCUACAUGGAUUGCUGUCUCUUUGGGAAACAGUUCGGCUGGCAAAUAUGCUCGUUGUUUUCAGAUUUCUCCGGUUAAUUUCCAGUAUCAAGUUAAUGGCCUUGGUUGCUAAUAGUCUGUUUGAUCUGAUCAAGAAUUUACGAGCUUUUGCUGGAAUUCUUGUAGUGGCAUAUUAUAUUUUUGCAAUUGCUGGUGUUGCAUUUUUUAAAGACAAAAUCCCAGCUCCCCAGAAUUCAACAAAUGCAAGUCUGAAUGCAAGCAUUUCACCUGAGAAUAUGACCCAACAGUGUGGUACCUAUGAACAGCUGGGUUAUUGGCCCAACAACUUUAAUGACUUUGCUGCUGCUUUGGUCACUCUGUGGGAUCUAAUGGUGGUGAACAACUGGCAGGUUUUUCUGGAUGUUUUCUCAAGAUAUGCAAGUCCGUGGUCCAAACUUUAUUUUGUAGCUUGGUGGCUGGUGUCUUCUGUCAUUUGGGUUAACCUCUUUGUGGCUCUGAUUCUUGAGAACUUUAUCCAUAAAUGGGAUCGGACUUAUCACCCAUCCUUCUCUGAUCAGGAGUCAGAAUAUCAGAUGAGUGUGCAGGAUAUGUUCAGAGAUGAUCUUGAGGAACCAACUGAAGAAGAUUUGUUGGAGAGACUGCGACAACAUCCACAUCUUCAUCUACCAAGAGGGCCCAUUUAGUCAUGUCAGGAUUGUAUCCAAAUGCUUGACAGACAAGGUGACUGCUCAUCCAGGUUUUGCUGUAAAGGAGCCUAAAAAUGGACUUAACCAUUCCCCUCAAAUGGACCAAUUCUGACUCUGCAAUUUUCCUCAGUGCACAAAAACAGGAAAUAACUCUGAAGAUGUCAGUAGCACUUAAUGGACCAGAAGUGUCUUCGUAAAAUACCACAUGCUUUCUAUAUAAACACUAUAUAUGUAACUGGGAUUUCAUUUUAAAAUUUAAUUCUUCACCUUGAUUUUUAAUACUGACUUCCUUUUCCAGAUGUUUACUGCAAGAUUGGUGAAAAUUGUGGUACAGUAAAUAUUUAUAAACCUGUAUAUUCACCUAGAAAAUUGAAUUAAAACUGUCCACAUUUUUAUUGUGUAAUUCACUUUUUUACAGAUUUUCUGGUGCUCACUUUUUUUAAAAAAAAAACUUGCAUCUUAAACACUGAAACUGGUUUGUUACUCGCAAAUGGUCAAUCAAUAUAUUCUGCACUAUCCCAGAACCUGUUUGUUAGCUUCUACCUGAAAGAUACUUUAUUAAACUUUUGUCAGUCAAUUGUUUAUGAAGCUUGGCCUGUGGCAGAAUGAGUUUUUUUAAUGUAAAAUAAAGAGCUAUUUUGUCUAAA
This is a messenger RNA of Chiloscyllium plagiosum (whitespotted bambooshark), 3007 nucleotides long. NCBI's taxonomy places the organism in Eukaryota, Metazoa, Chordata, Chondrichthyes, Orectolobiformes, Hemiscylliidae. The record is from RefSeq and is a predicted model, not a curated record.